Messenger RNA from Fusarium verticillioides 7600, 4600 nucleotides. RefSeq names its product transcriptional activator SPT7. The transcript has 3 exons. Gene Ontology annotation, molecular function: protein heterodimerization activity; structural molecule activity. Gene Ontology annotation, cellular component: SAGA complex; SLIK (SAGA-like) complex. Bases 267 to 3698 code for a protein of 1143 amino acids. Gene Ontology annotation, biological process: regulation of transcription by RNA polymerase II. The record is from RefSeq and is a predicted model, not a curated record. Lineage: Eukaryota; Fungi; Ascomycota; Sordariomycetes; Hypocreales; Nectriaceae.
GGGAAAGGUACCUGACAAGGCUCCCCCCAAAUCAUCAACCUCACCUCUUGAACAGACGACAAAACGGCAGAACGCGAUCCAUCAAAACACCACCCUCCGCUUGCCAUAUAAUCAACAAAUCUUAUACGCCAUCUCUGCCGAUGCCUCUCGUUUGUCCCAUGUGGUCUUGAGCUCACCAAUCGCCCUCGGUCCCGCCGCACGCGAGCGCAUCUUGUUGCGCAUGGCGACUCGCGCCCCGUUGUCGCUAUCAUCGCCCUGGGUCCAUCAUGUCCAUCACCAACGGCCAGCCCGCCUGGCAACCUCCCUAUUUGCACCAUACCAACAGUAAUAGGAGCGUAUCGCAUCUCGAUGAUGUCCCUGCGCGAACUCAGACUCCUAUUGAUAAUCCAAGUGUGCUGAUGCCUGAGGCACCACUUGACAUCGAAGAAGAGAACCGACGCGCCCUAUUUGCGGAUUUAUAUCGCAAGACUGAGGACAAGGUCGCGUUGCUCUUCUCCGAAGAUGGUUCUUAUAAUUAUCCCGCGAUAUCUGCUCUACGACGUUCUCCGCCCCCCUCCGCAAACAUUAUCCCUCCCACAACCGACCACGAGCCAAUCAAGGAACCCCCCUUAAAGAAAGCGAAGCGCACCAUCGAUGAGGACGACUAUGACGAUGAUGAUGACGACGAAGAAGAUGACGAGCCUUCGCAAUCAGCAUCGAAACCUCAUUCUGCUGGAGCUCCUGCCAAUACGUUACUGUCGCCAUCCAAAUCAGGGAGCUCACCUGUUCAUUCGGUGACAUCACCAAGCAAGCAUGGUGACAAAUCCAAGGAUCAAGAUGGCUCACAGUCGAAAGAUAAAGAUGGUGAAGAUGCCAUCAAGAAACUUGAGGAAGCUCGUACAGCUACCGAAGCUGCCGCUCGGAGGAGUUUCCACACCAUCUUUCACACCUUGGAGAAUGACCAUGCCGCUAUGCUAGAACAACAACAACUUGAAGAUUCUGAGAAGCAGCUCCAGGCCGAGAUGGAUCACAACCAUCAUCCAAUCAAUAACCAUAGCGCUGUUCCCAACCAAGGCUCACUCAGCAGCGCCAAUCUCGGUGCUUCUAGCCUAACACUGAAACAUCUCAUCGCUCGCAUCGACAUGAAGCGAGAUCAGGUUCGCGCCUCUGAUGCCGAACUUAGGCUCCUGAUGAACGAGGUCCGCAAAAAUAGGAGUAAAUGGGCCAGCGAGGAGAAUGUGAACCAGGAGGAAUUGUACGAGGCUUUAGAAAAGGUCUUGACAGAACUCAAGGCGCAUACGGAAUAUUCCACUCCUUUUCUGACAAGGGUCAACAAGAGGGAUGCUCCAGACUACUACAAUUUCAUCAAAAACCCCAUGGAUCUCGGCACAAUGACUAAGAAGUUGAAAAGUCUGACUUACAAAUCCAAGGCUGAUUUUGUUGUGGAUCUUAACUUGAUCUGGGACAAUUGCCUCAGGUACAACCAAGAUAUGAAUCACCCUCUACGACGCAUGGCCAAUGGAAUGAGAAAGGAAGCAGAGAAACUUAUUCCAUUGAUACCAGACCUUGUCAUCCGCUCUCGAGCGGAGGUUGAGGCAGAAGAACGGCGGAAACAGAAUGGCGGAGACGACGAUGCUGGAGAGGAUUCCGAUGACGAGCCCAUUAUGUCUUCACGAGGUCGCAAAGCUGGUGCAAAGGGGACAAGCAAGGCACGAAAGGCCCCAAACGAUCAGAAAGAGGACACACCAGCAAUAGAUCAGAAGCCCAUUCUUCAAGUAAAUGGGCUUCUGGGAAAAGUCCGAGAAGGCUCAGAGGUUGACGGCAGCAAUGGCUUUGCCACUCCACCGAUUGCCGGUUCCCUCACACCAAGCGGACUUAACGGCCAUUCCGGAAUGGGGAGCAACGCCGAUGCCAUGGACAUUGAUGGGCCAAGUAUCAAUGGCCUGGCACUGAACUCGGCGUUUGGUGAAGCUGCCGAGCAGGCCUUUGAGGAUGAAGAGUACAAAGUAUGGAAGCAAACUACUAAGAAGGAUCGAGCUCUGGUUGCCAAGGAGCGAUUCCAACUUUUCAAGGACAACAAGUUUAACACUGAAGCCCCUGCACUCGUUCGCUCCAAGGCUGGUAUGCGUCGAUUUCUCAAGCGGCAAAGGGAGGCAGAGGCAGAAGGUAUCAUUACUCAUUCUCAAGCAAACUCUACAGCUGUGGCUUCUGAAGAUUCGGCAACAAAGCCAACUGAGACCUUGGCCGAGGAAAUCGAGGAAGAAGAGGCUAAGGUGAUACCCGACUACUAUGAUACGUUGAGCAAUAUACCAGAUAUUCACCCCAGACUUCAAUGGGUUGAAGACGGAGAAGGGAAAGUUAUCAACCAGCACGAGGAGUUUCUACGCCUGGUGCCGCCUGGGUCAUUUACAGCACCAACAAGUCGUCUAACGAAGAAGAUGGACGAGAAUAUUCAUCAGAUCCAAGAGACAAGGAAACUUGCAACCAGAAUCUCGGUUAUCAAGCAGAUGCAAGUUCAAACUCAGGUGUAUACAAACCAAUUUCCCAAGUCAAACUCGGAUCCCUUCGUGGAACAGGAUAUUGAACCUCAUUUCAUCAGCGAUGACGGUCCUGUAAUGGCCCCCGAAACAUGCCAAAACGCUCUCAAGCGCUCGAUUGCCAAAGUCCUCUACCAUACUGGAUUCGAGGAGCUUCAGCCGUCCGCCAUGGACGCCUUCACCAGCGUUGCAUCAGAUUACUUUCAGAAGCUGUGCCGCACUUUUAAUGUUUACAACGAGUCAGAAAAGAAGCCAUCUCCGGCGCAUGCUCAAGGGUCCAAAUUUCAGCCCAGGUUUACUCCCGAGGAAGUCAUCCUCCACACCCUGGACGAGAAUGGUCACGACAUCAGUUCGUUGGAAUUGUACGCGAAGGAUGAGCUCGAUCGUUUGAGUACCAAGUUGGAUGCUCUGCAUGAGCGGAUGAAGCUUCAUCUCACUGACCUACUACGACCUGCUCUGGCUCAAGAUGCCGGAACUGAUGGGGUUGGUGCUUUCAAAGACGGCAGUGAGCAAUUCGUCAGUGGUGACUUUGCUGAGGACCUCGGUGAAGAUUUCUUUGGUUUCCGGGCCUUGGGUCUGGAUAAGGAGAUGGGUCUUGAUAUGAUCUCAGUACCCUUGCAUCUUUUGCAAACUAGAGUUCGCAACCAAUACCAGAUGCAGACACAGACGACUGGCGAAGCAGCCACUGAUCUCUUUGAGCCACUGCCUUCUUCAGAGCCAGUCACUAAGGAGAACAUUCAGGAACAAAUUGGCCUGGUCAAGAACUUCUUCCUGGCUAAGCUGCACGCUAAUGGCGAUCAGCCCCUUGUGGAGGACGAAGACCUGCCUACCAAGCAAAAGAAACCUCGUCCACGGUUGGGCGCGAGUGGAAAGAUUGUAACCGCUCAGAAACGAUCUCCUAAGGAGCAAUUGGCACUCGCUAAGAAGAAGAAGAAGAUGGAAGCUGCCGCUGCCGAGGCCAAAGCCAAUGCAAACGCAUCACCUGAGAAGGGCGCGCCAGGUACUACCCCUGGCAAGAAGAAGUCCAUGAGUGCAGCUGCUGGCUCGGCCCCCAACCCUGCAGUUCUUGCUUUGGCUCCAAACAUGGAGAGGCAGGACAGCAUGCAUAGUCAGGGCAACGCCAGUCAAACAGACAAGGACGACACUGUCGGCAUGAUGAGCCCAGAAAGCAUUGCUCCGUAGUGGCGUGCAACGCCUCAGGCAACUAUAAACUAUUCGAGAGUUUGGUGUCCCCCAUAGACACCAUACCAUGCCCGCUCUCGCAGACAUGCACCCACUCUGUUGUGCCAGUGCCUUACAACUUACUUUUCAUAUAAAUCAUGUACUACUUUUCAUACACUUUGGUAUUGACGUCCUUUUACAUACCCCGGCAAACAAUUUAUGGUCUUUGGAAGCUGGUCUUUGGUUUUGUCGCUAUUCUUUUAUCUUUCAUAUGAGCAACCACUCAAUAAAUCAUCCAUCCAAGGCGUUCCUGUCUCUUUCUUUUACCGGUCGUUUCUAUUCGGAGCUCUGGGGUUGGCACAGCACUUGCUUAUUCGAUACAUGAGAAGACGAAAGGUCAUUGUACCUAACUUUACCACUCGUACACGAUAUGUUGUGCGAGUGCCUUCCACGUCGUGAUUUCCUUCGGACAACCAAAAGCAGGCAUUAAUUAUGUGGGUGGUUUGACUAUUGAUAGCUAGCCGGCGUAUAGGAAAGGUCAACACCUGACGGAUUAAUGAGGAUGGGCACGAGUACGUCGCGGUGCACGACAGGAUGUUGCGUUUAUUAUAUACAGACCUCAUUGUCGUUUUUCUCUUUCUUAGAAAGGACCUGGAUGGAUGGACUGGUGGCGAAAAGGUUAAGCAGUUGUUUUAUGAGACGAAAAACCUUGGAUCCAGGGCCGAAUGGGAUAUGUAUGCGGUUGAGAAGCAGCAAAUAGAGGAUUAAGCGAUGAUUGAACAUGGAGGCAAGCUACCAAUGUUGUGUUGUGAUGUUGAGUAAACAAACGAUGUGUCAGCAGUUGCAAUUUGUAUAUAAUGGAUGACGAGCCUCUGACCUUUCUCGUGGUCAGUUUCAAAUACCUCAACGUGCUGUUACUUGUG